Molecule: messenger RNA, 1413 nt
Organism: Armigeres subalbatus
Lineage: Eukaryota; Metazoa; Arthropoda; Insecta; Diptera; Culicidae
Product: pentatricopeptide repeat-containing protein 2, mitochondrial-like
Exons: 4
Coding region: 138-1316 (392 amino acids)
Biological process (GO): mitochondrion organization; regulation of mRNA processing; multicellular organism development
Cellular component (GO): mitochondrion
Molecular function (GO): RNA binding
Source: RefSeq, a predicted model, not a curated record
CUUCACGUGCACGAUGGCAAAGCAAUAUUUAUCAAAACAGUGUUAUGUGAUUAGUGUGGCCGGUUCAGAAUUUCAAGAUUAAAUAAGUAAAUUUCGCAUUUCUAUUUAGGAAUUUAUUCUUAUAAACAGCUAGCAGCAUGUUUCGAAGGAGUUUGAUUUCCAUAGUCCGGCAAGGUGCUACCGCAACCAAUGCCAAUAGCACCGGCUCCUCCAUCCGAAAUUUGUAUUCGCCCUCGGUGUUAGGGCUGGACGGGUAUGAGAAUUACCGGGAGAAAAUUCAAACUCAGCACAUGCAUAAUGUGGACAACUUUAAGCGUAAAAUGCGAGAAUUUGUAGCCGGUUCAACGACAAAUAUGGUCUUCACCGAGGACUUGAAGAACAUCAUUCAUCUGGCAGAUAACACCGACGAGGAUAAAAAAUUGCUGGUGGACAUGAUAGAUAAGUAUAACUCGCAAGCCCAGGAGCUUCGCUUUGGUAACUACAUCUUUGGUCCGGUGAUAAUGCGUGCCUUGUACUCCAUGAAGGAUCCAGCACUGGCAUUCAAAUUGUUCAAGGAUGAAAAAUAUAUCGGCUUCUUCGACCAGCUGACAACGUAUCAAAUCCUGGGCGAUUUACUCUACAAAAACGGUCUCUAUGCGGAAGUGCGAGAGCUGUUCGAUCUGAUCAAAAUUCGUCAGGUCCAGGGAGGGCGUUACCCGAAACAUUCGAUAACACUCACAUUUGCCGCAUGCUACCAGGAGAACACCAAAGAAUCCUUCCGUUAUGCAAUGGACCUGUGGAAGGAAUUGAACGCGGUUGGUCACAUCCCGAUGCGAAAGGCCACGGCUUUGGCGGCGGGACUUGCCCUGAAGCAAAAUCAAGCAGAUAUAGCACUGGAAAUUGUAGGAUCCAAGGGGAACUAUGUCACUAUUCGGCAAUUGAAGAUCUUAGCACUCACAUCGCUGGAACGUUUGGAUGAUUUGAUUCCGGUAUUCAGAUCGGUGUUGGAAGUCGGGGGACCAUUAGAAAAACGACAAACUUUUUGCCGCGAAGUAAUACAGAAAGUACAGGAUGCUAUCACGUCGACCAAAUCCGAGGUGCCGCAAGAUUUGAAGCGAAUGCUGGAAUAUCUGGAGGCGAACGGUCACAUUUCCGAUACCACGUUAGAUGAAUUGCUAUGUCAGGAGAUUGUAUCCAUCGGCCAGAAGAAAGACUCAACUAGCAACUUGGCUGAAAGCUACCGCACCAGAGGGGGUUCGAAUCAGUUCAAACAAUUUACCCCAACAAGGCAGCAAAAAUCGCGGUUCGCACGACCCGGACUGACAGAUAUGAAUUGACGCUGUGAAUAAAGUUCUGAGCUAACCCGAGUAAAAGUGUAGAACUGCAGGCUUAUAUUUCAUCCAAUAAAUACAAGUAGAUUGUAAACAUGGAAAA